AUGAAGAUCGAUCCAGCAAGGCCGGAGGAGAUGGACAAGCUGCAAAGAGCCCGCUCAGCCAGCGCCCGCUACUCUUGGAUCGAGGGAAACCAGAAGAACUUCCUAAUCUCGGGCCAGCUCUUCGACCAGAAGCCGUGCGGCUUUCAACCGAGCACACCGAAGAGUUUGGCCACCAGUCAGACAGUAGCUGGCUUGAGGGAGGACUCCAGGCUCCAGGAGAUGUCGAUGUACGUCACGGCCAGAGGAGGCACGCCACUUCCUGCACUUGGCCCACGUGCAGAAGAUGACUUUAGCACCACUUUGUCGCCUAUGAACCGAGUGCGAUCAGUGCCCACAGAGUCCCCAUCUCCGCAGGCAGACACCUCUGUCCGAGCCUUCUACUCCAGGACCGGGAAGCGCGGGCUGGCAGAAGCCGGCAGUACCCGAGGUUUCGGAAGCACCCAGAACGGUGCCUUCAACACGAGCGGCUACUUGGAGCAGACCUCGGAGUGGUCCAACCGACAGACGCAGAGUCGACUUCAGCGAGGGGCAGAAGCAACGUCAAUGCGGCGCAGCAGGAGCACCUUCAAUCCCUACAGCAGCGUUGCAGGUUCGAGGAUGCAGGAGGGGGACUCCCAUCAGGGGACGAUGACGCACUUGCCUUCCGCUGGCGUCGAGCCGCCCCCGCGUCCGAGCACGCGCGAGGCCAUCGCGGGCUUGCGUGCAGAGGGCCUGAGUGCAGCAGACAAUCACGUCCGGAAGCUGGCCAGCAUGCCAAGCGCGAACGAAUCUGUAGAAGAGCUGUAUCGGAAGCGCACGCAAGAUGAGGAUGCAGUGCCGCCACUGCACCGACAAACCCAUUCGAUGCCCGACUUAAACAGCGACUCUCACACCACCAACUCUCACGCCACGGAGGCGUCCCGGCGAUACAAUGACGACGUGGAUCGAUGGCUCCGAAGACUAUUGGUUUCCAAAGGUUGUCACCUUAGCCCCAUGAAUGGUGAGCAUGCAGACUAG
Symbiodinium natans is the source of this 996-nucleotide messenger RNA. The record is from the annotation of a GenBank genome assembly. NCBI's taxonomy places the organism in Eukaryota, Dinophyceae, Suessiales, Symbiodiniaceae.